CUCCCGUGCGCGUGCGGCCGUGCCGCCGUCGGGACCCACAUCCCGUGGCGUGGCGUGGGGAGCCACCCGCAAGCAGAAUAAAACGUGUGGCUGUCCCUCGUCUCCCCCAACUCCAGCACAGCACAAUGGACGCCGCCGUCUCCCUCUCCCUGCCCCUGCACCACCACGCCCACGGCCCGCUCCCGCUCCCGCACCCGGCGCCCCACCACCUCCACUGCGCUGUCCCGCUCAGGCACCACGCCACCUCCGCGUCCGCCGUAACCGCGCCGCCGCCCAAGCCUGACGUUCAGGCUCCUCCAGCGGCGCGCCUGAGCCCCGCCCUCGCCGCGCCAUCGCCACCCCGCUCGUCCCCGGCCGCCGCGCGCUCCUCCAGCCGCGCCGCCACGGGAUACGCGGCAGCGCUGGCCGACGCGUGCGUCCGCGCGGGCACGCUGCGCCGCGCCGCGCGCCACGCGCGCGCGCUCCUCCACCUUCUCCUCCGGCUAGAGCGGCCCCUGGAAGAGGGCGCCGCCGCGGUCGAGGCUGCCGUGACGGUCGCGGGGCAGCAGCUGGACGCGCGGGUGGCCGCGCUCGUCAGGAUGCUCGUCGCUAAGGGCAGGGCCGGGGUGCUCGCCGAGGCCCUGGCCGAGUUCGCCGCCAUCUGCGACCACCUGCUGUCGACGCGCCCGCGCGCGCGCCACGCCUACUAGCUAGGCAUGCUGCUUAAUCGAGUACAGUGCCCAACAAACAGCACGCCUUUUCGACACGAAACACUUCAUCCACCAGCGUAGCGUUUGUACUCGUGCAUGGCCUUCGUUCGCCAUGGAUGCAUGGUCUGUACUCUUCUACAAGCAAAUUCUGCUACAUGGCGCUUAGCCAACGUUGUGUACUUGUGUUGCCAUUGGUUAUCAGUACAACGCUACGGAGCC
Molecule: messenger RNA, 908 nt
Organism: Zea mays
Lineage: Eukaryota; Viridiplantae; Streptophyta; Magnoliopsida; Poales; Poaceae
Product: serine/threonine-protein kinase NLK-like
Exons: 1
Coding region: 126-689 (187 amino acids)
Source: RefSeq, marked validated